Molecule: messenger RNA, 6684 nt
Organism: Cetraspora pellucida
Lineage: Eukaryota; Fungi; Glomeromycota; Glomeromycetes; Diversisporales; Gigasporaceae
Source: the annotation of a GenBank genome assembly
AUGGCAUCGGCCGGUGCAAGUUCUGAAAAGACUUCGGUACAAGUAGCCUUACGAAUAAAACCGUUAACCGAUGAAGAUCUAGCAACAUUACCAACAAGAUUUCAACGACAAGUCUUAUCUACUUCACCAAAUACUCCAAAUCAAGUUGUUGUAUCCGGAGAAAAGAAACAAUUUUUUACUUUUGAUCAUGUAUUUGGUCCAGAAUCUUCACAGAAUGAUAUUUACGACAAAGCUGUGUUAAAAUUGAUUGAUAAAUUUGUAGAAGGAUAUAAUGUAACAAUCUUAGCAUAUGGUCAAACUUCUUCAGGAAAAACUUAUACAAUGGGCACAUCAGAAUCAACCGCAAUCCCUGUUGAUCAAAAAGGAAUAAUUCCUCGAGCAAUGAAAACUUUAUUUGAUGUUAUAAAUUCUCCACAUUAUAAAACUCGUAAAUUUCAGAUUAAAGUUUCAUUUAUUGAAAUUUAUAAUGAAGAUUUGAUUGAUCUGUUAGGUGAAGGUGAAGAAGAAAGUAGACCUCAAGUUACAAUAAGAGAAGAUUCUAAAGGUCAUAUUUUAUGGAGUGGAUUACAAGAAAUGAAAGUCAAUUCUGUUGAUGAGGUUAUCGGACAUUUGUCAAGAGGUUCGUUGAAUCGUCAAGUUGGUGCCACAGAUAUGAACCAGAAAUCUUCUAGAUCACAUGCGAUAUUCUCUGUAACAAUGAUUCAAUAUAAGUUUUUGUCGUCCAACGGAGGUGGUAGCAGGUCAAUGACACCUACACUUGGAUUGGAAAUAUCUGAAUCAAGAUCUGGAAUUAGACCUCCAUCACGAUCGAGUUCUAGAUUAAGUAAAAGAUCUGAUGAUGGUAGUGGUGAAUGGAUUGCUGUUACUAGUAAAUUCCAUUUUGUGGAUUUGGCUGAAGGAAUAUCUAUAAAUUCCGGUCUUUUAGCAUUAGGAAAUGUUAUCUCUGCUCUAGGUGACACUACCAAAGCUAAACAUACAACACAUAUUCCAUACCGAGAUUCAAAAUUGACACGUUUGUUACAAGACUCUCUUGGUGGAAAUGCUCAAACAUUAAUGAUUGCUUGUGUUUCAGGGGUAGAAUUCAAUCUUAAUGAAACUGUUAACACUCUUAAAUAUGCAAACAGAGCUCGUAAUAUUAAAAAUUCUGCUAUUGUAAAUCAAGAAGAAGCUGGUUGGAAUGAUAUAGAACAUUUACAAAGUUUAGUUGUUAAAUUAAGAAAUGAAAUCAAAGCUCUUAAAGCUGCUGGUGUUUUGGUUUCUACAAAUGGUGGAACAUCAAUAAAUGGAAGUUAUGGUGGUAAUAGUACAUCCGGUUCUGGAAGAUCUACUCCAUUAGGUAUAAGUGGAAGAGAAACUCCAAGUUAUCAAAGUCAUUUACGACGUCCUUCAACUCCACUUUCAAUAAAUAUGGCUGUUAGUAAUGCUAAUCCAAAUCAUAAAGACGUUGAAGUACUUGAAGAACAACUUUCUCAACUUCAACGAUCGUACAUAGAAUUAUCACAAAAAUAUGCAAAAACUUCUGCUGAACUUGCCGUACAUCAAGAUAAUUCUGAUGAACUUGGCGUAAAAUCUUCAUCUGUUAAAGUUCAACAAAAUGAACCUAAAUCAAAAUCACCAAUGAAACCUAUAAAAGAAGAAAAUAUUUCGGCAAGUUUUCAGGAAGCUGUCGAACCUGUAAUCGAAGAAUAUGAGAAAUCAAUAUCCGCACUUGAAAGUCAACUUGCACUUACACGUGCUGCAUUGACUCAUUCUGAAAAUACAAUGCAAGAACAAGAACAAAAAUUAAAUUAUGCUGAACAAGCUAAUGAACAAAAUAAAUCUUUAAUAAACGAUUUAAGAAACAAAGUCGCUAGAUUUAAUGAACGUGAAACUACUACUGAACAUUAUAUUAAAGAUUUAGAAUCUAAACUUGAAUCUCAAUCUAUGGAACAACAGAAAGAUCAAGAUUUAAUAAAUGAAUUAAAGAAUAAAAUCUCUCAAUUAAAAUCAAGUGGUAAUAGUACUGAAGGUUAUAUUCAAAGUUUAGAAUCUCGAUUAGCUACAAGUGAAGAACAAUUAACCAAAUUUCGUCAGAAUGUUGGAAAUCUCGAAAGACGUCUCCAAGAUCGUGAAGCUGCUUAUCAAGAUCUAGAAAAUCGUAUGAAACUUGUGGAAGUUGAUGAUAAAAAAUUAUUAUUGAAUGAAAUUGAUGAUCGUGAUAAAAGAAUCACUCAACUUGAACAAAAAGUCGAUUUACUCAUUAAAGAAUUGGACAGAUUACGAGAAUUUUCUAAUUCUUCAAUUGAAGAAAUUGAAGGAAUUGAUUCUCAUGAACGUUCUGUUUCAGAAUUAUCCACAACUUCAAAUUAUACUUUAUCAACUUCAGGAUCUAUUACACCUCAAUUAAUUAGUGAGCAAGAGCGAAUGAACGUUGUAACAUUGGAAGCAAGACUUUCUGAAUUACAAAAAACUCAUGAAAAUACCGUAAAAGAUUUUAAUGAAAUGAAAGACAAAUAUCAAGCAUGUGUUGCUGAAAUAAAUGACCUUCGCGCACAAUUAACUGAAAGAGAAGAUAGCUUUAAAUCAACUUCUUCAACACCUAUUACACCGAUGUCACCUACUAACUCGAAUUCUUUUAGAUUUUCACUUCCACCAUCUGUACGCUCUAAUGAAUUAAGUAAAGAAGCUCUUCAUAAAUCACUAGAUGUUUCUAAACGUGUUUUUCACAGAAAAGCUAGAUCACUUUCAGAAAUCAAAGGUCCCGAGAAACGUGAUCCGAUCCAUCUUGCUAUAAUGCAAAAACUAAACACUGAUCUUAAACAACUUUCUUCACUUCGUGAUGAUAAAGAUCAAGGUUUAGUUACUAUUAAACAAGAAUUUGCUCGUUUAGAAAUGUGUUAUCGUGAAACUCUUGAACUUGUUGAAGAGUUACGUGAAGAGAUUAAGAGACGUGACGCGUUAGCUCAAUUAGAAGUUAUGUCUGUUGUAACUUCAGAUCAUACUUAUACUGAAGGUUAUUCUCCUUCCAUGAGUGAAGUUGAUAAACUUGAUAUUGUUCAACGACUUCGUGAAGAAGUUGAACAACUUAAAGAAGAACAGAGAUUAGAAAUGGAAUUUCUUACUGAACAUAAGAAAGACAGAGAAAAUGUUGACCAAGUUUCAAGAAUUGAAUCAAAUGAACCGGAUAAACAAUUAAUCAAUACUCAAGGAUAUCAUGAUGAUUCAAGACCAGGAGAAAACGCUGAUGCUUCAAAAUCAGAGAAUGAAGAUGAUGAAUUUUUGUCACAUCAACGACAUAUUGAAAAACUUCAAGUUGAAAUUGAAUCGAAAAGUCAUACCAUUGCUGCACUUUUACUUCCUACUGAGUAUCAAAAUACUAUUCGUCGUCUUGAAGAUGAACUUCAAGAAGUUAAAGAAGCUCAUCGUAUAGCAAUGAAAGAAAAAUACGGUAAAUUAAAUAUCACAAUUGAGGCCGUUGAAGAUAAUGUCGACCGAUCCAUUUCUCCAAGAUUCACCUCUGACGCGACAUCAUCUGAUAAACUUGAACAAAAUGUUGAUGAAAAUGUUAUGGAGUUAGAAGAUAAAGUUAAAGAAUUAGAAAUUCAAUUAACAAAAGCAAAAGAAGCUCAACAACAUAUUCCAACACCAAAUAAUUCUUGGCUUACUAUGAUUGAUCCUGCACAAAAAUCUGUAAACACAAUUCAAACAAAACUUUCAGAUUUACAACGUGAUCUUGCUAAUAAAUCUGAUAAUGGUCAAGAUUUAAAAGUUGAACAAGAAUUAGUUUCUUCUAUACAAGUUCAAUUAGAAACACUUAUUGCUGACAUUAAACGAAAGUAUGAACUUAUAGAUAAUUUGAAACGAGAUUUAGUUGAUAAAGGUACAAUGCAACAAAAAUUUAAAGAGAAGGAAGCGGAGGCUUCAGUGCUUAAAGUUCAAUUAAUACAAUUUGAAGAACGUAAUAAAGUUCUUAUGGCAGAGAUUGAAGAACUUCAAACUCGAAUACGUAAUCUUGACCCUAGUAACAGUUCAGGAGAACUUUUACAAGAACUCAAAGAUGCAAAAGAAAGAGAAUCUCUCACAUUAAAUCGUUUAAAAACUUUAAAAUCUGAAGAAGAAAAUCUUCGAAAAGAUAUAGAACAUUUGCAACAAACUGAAAUUGUACAACGUGAAAAAAUUACUGUAUUAGAAGCUCGAUUAAUUGAAAAGGGUUCCGUGGUUGAUGAAAAUAUAAUUAAAAUAAGAACAGAAUUAGCCUUGGCUAAAGAAGCCGAAAUUGUUAAUAAUCGGACUAUAACGGAUCUUGAAUCUAAAUUAAAUAAUUCUACAUUGGAAACUGUUUCAUCAAAGGACACUGAUUCACUAACUACUAUGAAAGAUGAACUCUCAGAAGCAAAAGCAACUGAUUCGUAUCUUCGUAAAACUAUUCAAGAGUUAGAAAUUAAACUUUCAACAGCAGAAAAACAAUCAACUAAUUUACAAUCAUUAAAAGAAGAAAUUACAAUAUCAAAAAAUUUGGAAGACGAACAGAAAUCCAUAAUUGAACAAUUACAAGUACAAAUUCAAGAAAUGCAAGAGUCUAAAGAGGAAGCUGUUAAAGAGUUGCAAAACUUUAAAGGUGAUUUCGAAGCUCAAAAGGAUCAUAUAGAAAAACAAUCUGAACUUUUAAAAGAAUUACAAUCAGAACUUGAACAAGCUAAAGUUCAAAAGGAUCAUAUGGAAAAACAAUCUGAACUUUUAAAAGAAUUACAAUCAGAACUUGAACAAGCGAAAGCUCAAAAGGAUCACAUGGAAAAACAAUCUGAACUUUUAAAAGAAUUACAAUCAGAACUUGAACAAGCUAAAACUCAUAUAAAUAAACAAGAAGAGCUUAUUAAAACUUUGGAAUCCAAACUCCAACAUACUGAAAGUCAAAGAGAUGACACGAUCUCUAAACUCGAGGUGGCUAAUGAAGAAAUUAAAAGUCUCAAGGAUCAAUGUUCAAGGUUACAAAAUGAAAUCAAUGAAGUGCAUAAAGACUCACAAAAUAUUAGUGCUGUUGACAGUAAAAUGAUAGAAGAUCUUACCGACCAAUUAAAGAGAAUUCAAAACGAAUCAUCGACUUAUAAAGAGCGUGUUCAAGAACUUGAAAAUACAACACAACAACUUCGAUCAAGUAAUGAUGAAUAUCUUGAAAUAAAUAAUGAACUUAAUAGCCAAAUUGCGCGAUUGCAGAGAGAACUUGAAACACUUGCAGAAGAAUUUGCCGAAGCUGGUAUCAAAUUUGAGGAUUCUGAAGCUAUAUUACAAGAACAAAAGAAUCGUAUUUCUUAUUUGGAAGAAACUCUUGAAAAAGUUAGCAAUCAAAAAGGUGAUUCUUUCAGUAAAAUGGAUAUUAAUUCUUCAAGUACUACUGCUGCUGGUCUUGCUCAAUUAGCUGCCGAAAAUGAGCUUUUAAGGCACACAAAUGAUGAUUUGAACACCAAGAUUUCUGAAGCGGAAGAUCAAAUGUUAUCAUUGAACGAAAGGAUAAUGACUUUACAGCGUGAACUUGAGAACGCAAAGUCUCCGAAUAAAAAUGAACAAAAUAUAGAAUCCGUUGAUACAUUAAAAGAAAAGAUUUGUGAACUUGAAAUGGAAAAACAAGCAUUGGAACAAGCAAACACAACAUUUUUAGAAGAUCGUAAAAAGCUUGAUCAAAGGAUAGAAUCUUUAACGCAACAACUUACAUCAGCGGGUAAAAGUGGAAAUAAGACCGCAGCUCAACUCGCGGACCUUAACGGAAAGAUUUCAUCUUUGGAAAAUGAAGUAGGGCAAGAGAGACAAAAAUCACGAGAAGAAAUUUCAGUAAUGGAAAAGGAAAUGAUGCGACUAUUAGAAAUCAAUGAACAAUUAAUGCAAGGAAAAAAUGAUGCAGCAUUACGAUCACCUAAAUCUCCAAAUGAUGACAAUUUCUCUAGAGAUCGAACAGAUUCGUUGGAUUCAGGAUAUAUAUCUGGAAGCACGCGUUCAUUAAACAAUACAGAUAAUGUCCUUCAAAAUAAAUUUUUACAACAAGAAAGUACGAUCACUCAACAAAAUGAUCUUAUCAAAUCUCUUCAAGACAAAAUAGAAGAACUUGAACGACGAUCACUCAAUCUUGGAAGACCAGUCUCUGCAGAGCUUGAUGCUGUAGGAGGGUCAACAAUUCCUUCAGAUUCUAAAAAGAAUUCAAUACGAUAUUCGGAUCUCAAAACUCCACCAGCUCCGCCACCAACUCAACCACUACCUCCAACACCAAAUAGUCCUCCAGCGCCUCCUCGGUCCUCACUUCCUCCUCGAGAAUCUCUUACAGGACAAGAUCUAACUCUAGAAAUUCAAAGACUUAAUAAGAAAAUCGUGGUUAUUGAAGGAGAAAAUCUUCAAAAUAGUCAACUCGUUGAUACUCUUGAAGAAUCCCUUAAUGACACAGAAAAAAAUCUUCAAAUUGCUAAGCAAGAAUUACAAGUACUACAACAUGAAAAAUUAGAUCUUGUAAAUCAAGUAAAGAAUCUGAAAAACCAAUUAGAAGAUGCAACUAUACACUUUGAAAAAACAAGAUCUAGUGUUCAACAAGAAAAGAAAGCUAUCGAGUCAGUAUUGGAAGAAGAAAGGCGUGCAAAGGAAUCGGCAGAAAGAGCUAGACGACAACUGGAAAAUCAAAUGGAACAGCUUAUGGCAAAGAGAAGCAAAUUCAUGUGUUUCUAA